Molecule: messenger RNA, 1248 nt
Organism: Pyrus x bretschneideri (Chinese white pear)
Lineage: Eukaryota; Viridiplantae; Streptophyta; Magnoliopsida; Rosales; Rosaceae
Product: epoxide hydrolase A
Exons: 4
Coding region: 16-978 (320 amino acids)
Molecular function (GO): hydrolase activity
Source: RefSeq, a predicted model, not a curated record
CUCUCUCUCACAACCAUGGAUUUCAUGAUAGAGGUGAAUCACCAGAGGAUCAAAACCAACGGAAUAUGGCUUCAUGUAGCAGAAAAAGGGACAGGUCCUCUGGUUCUCUUGCUUCAUGGCUUCCCAGAACUCUGGUAUUCCUGGCGCCACCAGAUCGAAUACUUGGCGGAAAACGGCUACCACGUGGUGGCGCCGGAUUUGAGAGGUUACGGCGACUCUGACGCUCCUCUCAACCCCAACUCCUACACCAUCUUCCACAUAGUUGGAGACCUCAUCGGCCUACUUGAUCAUUUUGGUCAACAAAAGGCAUAUGUGGUGGGACAUGAUUGGGGAGCAGUUGCUGGUUGGAAUUUGAGCUUGUUUAGGCCUGAUAGAGUCAUAGCGCUGGUUAAUCUCUCAGUUCCAUACUUUCCACGAUCUCCAACAACCAAAACUACCGAAGCCAUAAGACAAAUUUUUGGUGAAGGAUGUCAUGUAAUUCAAUUCCAGGAACCGGGAAGAGCGGAGAGAGCGUUCGCGAGGUAUGACUAUAUGACGGUGAUGAAGAAGUUCCUGUUGAUAACCAAUAAUAUGAUAGCUCCUCCGGACAUGGAGUUUAUCGAUUACCUGGAGACACAAUCUUCACUGCCGGCAUGGCUAACUGAAGAGGAUAUCCAGGUCUUUGCCGAAAAAUUUGAGGAGUCUGGAUUCACCGGUCCUUUGAACUACUAUCGCGCAAUGGAUCUGACUUGGGAGCUGCUUGCGCCCUGGCAAGGAUCGAAAAUCAUGGUACCCGUUAAGUUCAUGAUCGGUGACAAAGACUUCGGGUUUAAAUCAGGUGGAACAAGUGAAUUUGUGCAAGGUGAUGAGUUCAGGAGCCUUGUCCCGGACCUGGAGGUGGUUAUUGUGGGCGGCCACCAUUUCAUCCAACAAGAGAACCCUCAAGAAGUCUCCUGCCAAAUACUUUCCUUCCUCCGUGAACAUCCUGCAGAUCAGUGAAACGUGUUAGUGUGUUUCUGCGUCAAUGAUAAUUUCUGCAUUCUGUAUAAUUGUUGUUCUUCUUAAGACAUGUUAGAAAUCUGUUUAUAACCUCAUGUGAUCGCUACUGGUGAAGUUUUCAUGGAAUUCUAGGGUAGGGACAACAUUGAUGCGGAUCAUAUCAUCGAGGAUGAUAUCGAUCAAUUUUCAAUGUUAAGGAUUAAAGUGAGAAGUUCUGUAAACUUCUUUGGAUUCAAUUACAAUAAAAAAUCAACUAGUUAGUUUGAGGAA